CCGCUAGCGCAGCCCCGUCCGCGCAGGACGAUUUAUGACGCUCCCGAGCGGUGUGGCGGGGAAGUGGAGUGUGAAAAGCCCCGGAGGAGGCGAAGCUGUGGUUGGCGGAGGCUUCCUUUUAAGGGCUUGCGGCACAAUCAGCAAACUGGAAAGCAAUUACAGGCUUGCAAACGGGAUGAGACGCGUUCAAAAGGCGAGAGGCAAUAAUUCUCCAGGAGAGCUCGGGCGGCGGGAAGCAACAAAGUUUGAGAAGCGAGGGGAAGGGUAUCCUUUGAUUUUUUUUCCCUCUAAAAAAAGGAAAGAAUAAAAGCUUCCUUGUUCUCACACUUUCUUGACUGACAUCGUCGACCUCAUGAACUGAAGUCCAAACAUUCAACCCUCUAAGGAAAGGAUUAAGUCGAGAGUUCACCCGCCCGCGGUAACACUCCACUUAGGGAAGCAGCCUUGUGAACGCUCUUACGCAGGAGUAAGCCCAUCUUUACCUUACGUCCCAUUCAUUUCAAUAGGACUACUUGAAGUAGGAGAGACAUUGGCCUCCCCCCAUUCUGGGACCGUUCACCUGGAGGCAAGCCCGCCACGCGGUGGGCGCUCUCGAAGAUUUUGGGAAAUCGCCUCCAUGGAGAGCCAUUUGCUGCUGUUCCUGCUGCUUGUGCAGCAUUUUGGAAACUGUGAAGGAAAUCCAAGACAGUAUCGCACGGUGCCAAUGCAGUUCACUCAAGUUCAUUACAAUGCCACAGUGUAUGAAAACUCUGCAGUUAAGACUUACGUUGGGCAUCCUGUAAAAAUGGGCAUUUAUAUUGGAAACUCCCUCUGGGAUAUAAAGUACAAAAUAAUUUCUGGGGACAGUGAGAACAUGUUCAAAGCUGAAGAGUAUAUUUUGGGUGAUUUUUGUUUCUUACGAAUACGAACCAAGGGAGGGAACACAGCUAUACUUAACAGAGAAGUAAAAGACAAUUACUUACUAACUGUCAAAGCAAUAGAGAAGAACACUAAUGCGGAAGCUCGCACAAAAGUCAGAGUGCAAGUACUGGAUACAAAUGACUUAAGGCCUUUGUUCUCUCCGACAUCCUACAGUGUUUCAUUGCCUGAGAACACAGCAAUAAGGACCAGCAUUGCAAGAGUCAGUGCGACGGAUGCAGAUAUAGGAACAAAUGGGGAGUUUUAUUACAGCUUUAAAGAGAGGACGGAUAUGUUUGCUAUACAUCCAACAAGCGGUGUGGUUGUUCUGACAGGCAGACUUGACUAUUCGGAAAUCAAAGUUUAUGAGAUGGAGAUCCUGGCUGUGGAUCGUGGAAUGAAGUUGUAUGGCAGCAGCGGGAUCAGCAGCAUGGCGAGACUGACUGUCCAUAUAGAGCAGGCUAACGAACACGCUCCGGUUAUCACAGCCCUUGCUUUGGCUCCUUCAGAGGAGGACGAGGAUCCAGAAUACGCAGUUGUGACUGUUGAGGACAGGGACCAUGGUGCCAAUGGAGAGGUGGCAUCCCUAAGCAUUGUGGCAGGCGAUCCACUUCAGCAGUUCAAAGCUGUGAGGACUUUUCCAGGAGGGAAAGAAUAUAAAAUCAAAGCUGUUGGCAGUAUUGAUUGGGAGAGCCGGCCAUCUGGCUAUAAUCUUACUGUGCAGGCUAAAGAUAAAGGAAAUCCUCCAAAGUUUUCUUCUCCAAAAGUAAUUCAUGUGGCAUCUCCCCAGUUUAGGUCUGGUCCAGUCAGAUUCGAAAGAGAUAUUUACAGAGUAGAAAUAAGUGAAUUUGCUCCCCCAAACACUCCUGUGGUUAUGGUAAAAGCUUUGCAUCCUAAUUCCCAUUUCAAAUAUAUUUUUAAAAAUGCACCAGAUGAAAUCAGAUUCAACUUGAACCCUCACACUGGCCUCAUUACUACGCUAGAUCCCAUAAAAGCACACCAUGCAUCUCAGUUUGAAUUUGACAUCAUGACAAGUGACAGAAAAGCAUCUACGAAAGUAUUGGUUAAAGUCCUCGAUGAGAAUACACAUUCCCCUGAAUUCACUCAGACAUCUUACAAAGCUUCAUUUGAUGAGAAUGUUCCUGUAGGUACGAGUGUCAUGAGCGUGAGUGCAAAAGAUCUGGAUGAAGGUGAAAGUGGCUACAUAACAUACAGUAUUGCAAACAUAAACUCUGUUCCUUUUGUGAUAAACCAUUUCACUGGUGUUAUCAGUACUGCUGAAAACAUGGAUUAUGAAUUGAUGCCCAGGAUAUAUAAAUUAAGAAUUCGAGCAUCAGACUGGGGCACGCCAUAUCGCCGAGAAGUUGAAGUCCCUGUUACUAUAGUUUUAAAUAAUUUGAAUGAUAACACUCCAUUAUUUGAGAAAAUAAAUUGUGUGGGAACAAUUCCAAGGGAACUUAGUGUUGGAGAACAAAUAACAACUGUGUCUGCUAUUGAUGCUGAUGAGCUCCAGUUGGUGCAGUACCAAAUUGUAUCGGGAAAUGAAUUAGAUUUGUUUAGUUUAAAUCCAAAUUCUGGAGUGCUUUCCCUGAAACAGUCAUUAGGAGAUGGCUUAGGUGUAAAAGCAUCUUUUCAUAGCUUGAGAAUAACAGCUACAGAUGGCGAGAACUUUGCAAUACCCUUGUAUAUUAACAUUACCGUAGUUGCCAGCCACAAACCAGUAAAUUUACAGUGUGAAGAGACUGGUGUAGCCAAAAUGCUGGCAGAGAAGCUCCUGCAGGCAAAUAAACUGCAUGGUCGUGGUGAAGUUGAAGACACUGUUUUUGACACUCACUCUGUGAAUCUGCAUGCCCCCCAGUUUGGAAAUAGUCUUCCGAGUAGCACUGAAGUAAAAGAAGAUCAGCUUGUAGGUGCCAGCCUCCUUCUUGUGAAUGCUACUGACCUUGACACUGGGUUCAAUGGAAAGCUAGUCUAUGCUAUCUCUGGAGGUAAUGAUGAUAGCAGUUUUCUCAUUGGUAUGGAAACAGGAAUUGUAAAAAUCUUAUCUCCCCUUGACCGAGAAAGAAAAGAUAAAUAUACAUUGAAUAUUACAGUUUAUGACCUGGGAAUACCACAGAAGUCUGCCUGGUGUCUUUUAGAUGUCAGAGUUCUAGAUGCCAAUGACAAUUCUCCAGAGUUUUUACAGGAUAGCUAUUUUGUUGAUGUGAAUGAAAACAAGGAGCUAAACACAGAAAUAAUUCAAGUAGGUGCUACGGACAAAGAUUUAGGGACUAAUGGGGAAGUGCGGUAUUCAUUUCUUACAGAUACAGAUAAAUUUUCUAUUGAUAGUGUGACGGGUAUUGUGAAGGUUGUAGGACCUUUGGAUCGUGAAGAGCAACCUGUGCAUUUCCUGAAAAUAAUGGCUAGGGACCAAGCUAAAGAAGAAUCACAACUAUCCUCAACUGUACUACUGAAAGUAUCCUUGGAAGAUGUCAAUGAUAAUCCUCCUAAAUUUAUACCAUCAAAUUACCGUGUGAAAAUUCGGGAAGACCUUCCAGAAGGAACCAUUAUCACAUGGCUUGAAGCACAUGAUCCUGACUUGGGCCAGUCAAGCCAAGUGCGAUACAGCCUUUUAGAUGGCGGGGAUGGAAGCUUUGAUGUCGAUAAGCUCAGUGGAGCAAUUCGUCUUGUACGAGGACUGGAUUUUGAGAAGAAGCAAGUUUACAACCUAACAGUGCGGGCCAAAGAUAAAGGAAAACCCAUUUCAUUGUCAUCUACCUGUUAUGUUGAGAUUGAAGUAGUUGAUGUAAAUGAAAAUCUGUUCGCUCCCCAUUUUCCUAACUUUGUGGAUAAAGGUUUUGUAAAUGAAGAUGUUCCUAUUGGUACUCUAGUAAUGUCUGUGUCUGCUUCUGAUGCGGAUGCAGGAAGAGAUGGCAAGAUCAAAUACUCAAUAAGGGAUGGAUCUGGUGUCGGAAUUUUCCGAAUAGAUGAAGAUAAAGGUAGUAUCUCAACCGUUGAUUUGCUUGAUCGAGAGACUACUUCACAUUACUGGGUAACUGUGUAUGCAACAGAUCAGGGUGUUGUUCCUCUAUCUUCCUUCGUUGAAAUCUACAUAGAAGUACUUGAUGUUAAUGACAAUGCUCCACAGACUACUCAGCCUGUUUAUUACCCAGAAGUCAUGGAAAAUUCACCUAAGGAUGUGUCAGUCAUUCAAAUCGAGGCCUUUGAUGCUGACUCAAGCUCUAAUGACAAGCUGACCUACAAGAUUACAAGUGGAAAUCCACAGGGGUUCUUCUUCAUGAAUCCGAAAACUGGUUUAAUUACAACAACAUCUCGAAAACUUGACCGGGAACAGCAAGCCGAACACAUUUUAGAGGUAACAGUUACAGACAAUGGAAUCCCAGCAAAAUCAACUCUUGCCCGGGUGAUUGUGAAGAUCUUAGAUGAAAAUGAUAAUAGACCUCAGUUCUUACAAAAGUUCUAUCAGAUCAAGUUGCCUGAACGUGAGAAACCAGAAAGAGAGAGGACUGCCAGACGGGAACCAAUCUACCGUGUAGUAGCCGCAGAUAAAGAUGAGGGACCCAAUGCUGAAAUAUCCUACAGCAUUGAGGAUGGUGAUGAGCAUGGAAAAUUUUUUAUUGACCCAAUCACUGGAGUGGUGUCCUCUAAAAAGUAUUCUGGAGCUGGAGAAUAUGACAUUCUUACAAUUAAAGCUGUGGACAAUGGACGGCCACAGAAGUCAUCAACAGCUCGUCUUCAUAUAGAAUGGAUCCCAAAACCUAUUCCAGUCUCUGAACCAAUUGCUUUUGAAGAAUCUUUUUUCUCUUUCACUGUCAUGGAAAGUGAUCCAGUAGCUCACAUGAUUGGGGUAAUAGCUGUUGAGCCACUUAGCACACCACUCUGGUUUGAUAUUACAGGUGGCAACUAUGACAGCCGCUUUGAUGUGGACAAGGGCACUGGAACCAUUGUUGUCGCUAAACCUCUUGAUGCAGAACAGAAAUCAAAUUACAAUCUGACAGUGGAAGCAACAGAUGGAACUAGGACUAUUGGCACCCAGGUAUAUAUUAAAGUAAUAGACACAAAUGAUCACAGGCCUGAGUUUUCUUCAUCAGAAUACCAAGUCAUUAUACCUGAGGACACAGUACCCGAGACUGAAAUUUUGAAAAUUAGUGCCUCAGACAGAGAUGAAAAGAAUAAGCUAAUUUAUACUAUGCAAAGUAGCAUGGAUCCCAUCAGCCUUAAGAAGUUUCGUCUGGAUCCUGCAACUGGCUCUCUCUAUACUUCUGAAAGAUUGGACCACGAAGCAAUUCAUCGGCAUGUUCUCACAGUGAUGGUACGGGAUCAAGAUGUUCCUGUCAAACGCAACUUUGCAAGAAUCAUCGUUAAUGUUAGUGACACAAAUGAUCAUGCACCAUGGUUCACCAGUUCUUCCUAUGAAGGGCGAGUUUAUGAAUCAGCAGCUGUUGGGUCAGUUGUUCUCCAAGUUACAGCACUAGACAAGGAUAAAGGGGAAAAUGCAGAAAUUGUGUAUUCCAUCGAAUCAGGAAAUAUUGGAAAUGCUUUUAAUAUCCACCCUAUCUUAGGCAGUAUUACCAUCGCGAAAGAAUUAGACCGCAACAGUCAGGAUGAAUACACUUUGAUGGUGAAGGCAAGAGAUAAAGGGAGCCCUCUCAUGAGUGAAGUAACAUCUGUGCACAUUUCAGUCACAAUUUCUGAUAAUGCAGCACCAAAAUUCACAAUGAAAGAGUACUCUACAGAAAUCAGUGAAGGCAGCCGCAUCGGCAGUUUCAUUGGAAUGGUUAUUGCAUACAGUCAGUCAUCUGUAGUUUACGAGAUAAAAGAUGGUAAUAUAGGUGAUGCCUUUGCUAUUAACCCAAAUUCCGGCGUCAUUACCUCUCAGAAGACACUUGAUUUUGAAACAUUGCCUUUUUAUAGUCUGACCAUUCAGAGUACAAACAUGGCUGGCCAAUCAGCUAACACUACAGUACUGGUGCAUCUUCAAGAUGAAAAUGAUAAUGCCCCAACUUUUGUGCAGGCAGAAUACACGGGACGCGUAAGUGAAUCAGCCUCAAUUAACAGCGUGGUCCUAACGGACAAAAAUGUCCCAUUAGUGAUACAAGCCAUAGAUGCGGACAAAGAAUCCAAUGCUUUGCUUGUCUAUCAGAUUGUGGAGCCAUCUGUCCACAAGUAUUUUGCCAUUGAUUCCAGUACAGGAGCCAUCCGUACAGUAAUGAGCUUGGACUACGAAGAAACAAAUACAUUUCACUUUUCUGUGCAAGUGUAUGACAUGGGAACGCCACACUUAUUUGCAGAAUAUGCUGCCAACGUUACCAUUUAUGUAAUUGACAUCAAUGAUUGCCCUCCUGUGUUCUCUAAAGAUUUAUAUGAAACAUCUGUUCUCGUGCCAACCUAUAAAGGAGUGAAAGUUGUCACAGUGCAUGCGAAAGAUGCUGACUCAGAAGCCUUUUCACAAAUAAUGUAUUCUAUCAUUGAAGGCAACAUUGGAGAGAAAUUUUCAAUCAAUUCUAAGACUGGACAGAUAACUGUACAAAAUACAACUCAGUUAAGAAGCAGAUAUGAAUUGACAGUCCGCGCAUCUGACGGCAGAUUUUUGAGCACCUCGUCUGUAAAAAUUAAUGUGAAAGAAAGCAAAGCUAGUCAGAUAAAGUUCACACGCAGCUCCUACAGUGCUGUAGUCCAAGAGAAUUCCACAGAGGCAAAAACUAUAGCUGUUAUCACUCCUAUAGGGAGUCAAAUAAAUGAGCCUUUGUUUUAUCAUAUUCUAAACCCAGACAAUAGAUUUAAAAUUAGCUACACUUCAGGAGUCCUUUCAACCACUGGAAUACCAUUUGAUCGGGAGCUGCAGGAGUCCUUUGACAUUGUUGUGGAAGUGACAUUGGAGCAUAAGCCAUCGAUAAUUGCACAUGUUGUGGUAAAGGUCACUGUAGAAGAUGUAAAUGACAAUGCCCCUGUUUUUGUCAGUCUUCCGUAUUACGCAACCGUUAAAAUAGAUACUGAAGUGGGCCAAGUUAUUCGGCGUGUUACUGCUGUUGAUAAAGAUAUUGGUAGAAAUGGAAGAGUGCAUUAUUAUCUCAAAGAACAUUAUGAUCACUUCCAAAUAGAAAACACGGGUGAAAUCUCGCUCAAGAAACCUUUUGACCCAGAUACACUGAAUAAAGAAUAUCUUCUAUUGGUGGUAGCAAAGGAUGGAGGAGAGCCAAGUCUUUCUGCUGAAGUGACAGUCCCAAUCACCGUAGUGAAUAAAGCCAUGCCAGUAUUUGAAAAAGCUUUCUACAGUGCAGAGAUACCGGAAAAUAUACAGAUUCAUAGUCCUGUUGUGCAUGUGCAAGCAAAUAGCCCAGAAGGACUCAAAGUGUUUUAUAGCAUCACAGAUGGUGACCCUUACAAUCAGUUUACGAUCAACUUUAAUACAGGAGUUAUCAAUACUUUUGCUCCUCUUGAUUUUGAGUCACACCCUGCCUACAAGCUGAGCGUGCGUGCCACUGAUUCUUUGACUGGGGCCCAUGCUGAGGUAUUUGUUGACAUAAUAGUUGAAGACAUCAAUGAUAAUCCGCCUCUCUUCAUCGAGCAAUUUUAUGCUGCCGCCCUUUCUGAAGCAUCUAUAAUUGGAACAUCUGUUGUACAUGUCAGGGCUACAGAUGCUGAUUCUGGAACAAACAGAGGGAUUUCUUAUCACUUGGUAGAAAACAACAGCAAGAGUCAUGAUUAUUUUCACAUAGAUAGUAGCACUGGGCUCAUUCUGACAGCAAGGACUUUGGAUUAUGAACAGAUUCAGCAACACACAUUGCUAGUAAGAGCAAUAGACAAUGGCAUGCCUCCACUGAGCAGUGAUGUUAUUGUAACAGUUGAUAUAACAGACCUAAAUGAUAACCCACCAGUAUUUAACCAGCUGCUUUAUGAAGCUAACAUCAGUGAACUGGCUCCCCGUGGACACUUCGUAACUUGUGUAAAGGCCUCAGAUGCAGACAGUUCAGAUGCAGAUAAACUGGAAUAUUCCAUAUUAUCAGGCAACGAUCAUAUGAAUUUUGUAAUCAACCGCAAAACUGGGGUCAUUGCCCUUUCAAACCUGCAUAAACAGACUCUGAAACCUCUUUACCAUCUUAAUAUAUCUGUUUCUGAUGGGGUCUUCAGAAGUUCAGCUCAGGUUCUUAUAAAUGUAAUUGGAGCUAAUUUACAUAGCCCCAUUUUUGGUCAAAAUGAAUAUGAGGUAGAACUAGCUGAGAAUGCUCCAUUGCAUACACUGGUGACUGAAGUUACUGCAACUGACAAAGAUAUCGGCAGGUAUGGAACGAUCACAUACCAUAUUGUGAAUGAUUUUGCAAAAGAUAGGUUUUAUACUAAUGAGAGGGGGCAAAUAUUUACGUUGGAAAAGCUUGACCGUGAAACUCAAACUGAAAAAGUAAUCUUCAUUAGGUUAAUGGCCACGGAUUCUGGAGGGAAAGUAGCUUUCUGCAGCAUCAAUGUCAUACUUACUGAUGUUAAUGAUAAUGCCCCUUUGUUUCGCGCAUCCGAGUAUGAAGUAAAUAUUGGAUCAGAUGUUCCAAGAGGUACAACUGUCGUUAAGGUUUUAGCUUCCGAUGCUGAUGAGGGCACCAAUGCAGAUAUCAUGUAUGCAAUUGAAGCAGAUUCUGAAAAUGUUCAAGAGAAUUUAGAAAUCAAUCCCUUAACUGGUGUAAUAACCACAAAAGAAAGCUUAAUCGGUUUAGAAAAUGAGUUUCUCACUUUCUUUGUUAGAGCACUGGAUGGUGGAGCCCCACAAAAGGAAUCUAGUGUUCCUCUGUAUGUUAGAAUACUCUCCCCUGAAGUCCAUCUUCCAAAAUUUUCAGAACCAUUUUAUUCUUACACUCUUUCUGAAAAUACUCCUAUCGGAACUGAUAUUGAUACUAUACGUGCAGAGCACAGUCAUACUUUGCUGUAUACUCUUGUUAAAGGAAAUACUCCUGAAAGCAACAGAGAUGAAUAUUUUGUGAUAGACAAGCAUAGUGGAAGACUGAAACUGGAGAAAAGCUUAGACCAUGAGACAACAAAGUGGUACCAGUUUUCAGUGCUAGCAUAUUAUAUGAACGAAGAUUACAAAGUGAUUUCUUCAGUAGACAUAAGCAUUCAGAUAAAAGAUGCAAAUGACAACCAACCAAUCCUGGAGUCCAAUCCAUAUGAAGCAUACAUUGUAGAAAACAUGCCAGCAGGAACAAAAGUCAUACAAGUGAAAGCUUUUGACCAAGAUUCUGGAAGCAACGCCCAGGUUACUUAUAGGUUAGAGCCAACACAAGAUGCUGAUAUCAUGGAGUCCUUUUCCAUAAACCUGGAAACAGGCUGGAUCACCACUCUGAAAGAGCUUGACCAUGAAAGGCAGGACAAAUACAGAAUUACUGUGGCGGCAUCUGACCGUGCUGAAAAAAUGCCAUUGUCUUCUACAGCGGUUGUGGAAGUAUUUGUAACUGAUGUGAAUGACAACCCUCCACGCUUCACUGCAGAGAUUUACAAAGGGACAGUCAGUGAAGAUGACCCAACAGGAGGAGUAGUUGCUAUUUUGAGUACCACUGAUGCUGAUUCAGAACAUGCUAACAGACAAGUCAGCUAUUUUAUUACAGGAGGUGAUCCACUGGGACAGUUUGCUGUGGAAAAUAUACAGAAUGAAUGGAAAGUAUACGUCAGAAAGCCUCUGGACAGAGAAGUAAAAGAUCAUUAUCUUCUAAAUAUCACAGCUACUGAUGGGAUGUUUGCAACAAAAGCUGUUGUGGAAGUUAAAGUUCUUGAUUCAAAUGACAAUAGUCCUGUUUGUGAAAAGACAUUAUACAAUGAAGCUGUUUCAGAAGAUUCACCACCGGGCAAACUCAUCAUGCAGGUCUCAGCCACAGAUGCAGAUAUUCGUUCCAAUGCAGAAAUAACUUAUACACUGCAUGGUUCUGGAGCAGAAGACUUCAUGCUUGGACCCGAGACAGGUGAACUGAAAACCUUAGCAACGCUUGACCGUGAGCAGAAAUCUGCAUAUACUCUUAUGGUCAGGGCUUCAGAUGGAGGAGGAAGAUUUUGUCAAGCCAGUAUUAUUCUGAAUAUAGAGGAUGUGAACGAUAACACCCCGGAGUUCACAACCGAUCCAUAUUCUGUCACAGUAUUUGAAAACACUGAGCCAAAAACUCUGCUGACAAGAGUUCAAGCUACUGAUGCAGAUGCAGGUUUAAAUCAGAAGAUUCACUAUUCCCUGGUAGAUUCUACAGAUGGACAUUUUUCUAUUGAUGAAUUCUCUGGGAUUGUUCGAUUGGAAAAGCCUUUAGAUCGGGAGUUACAGGCUGUGUAUACGCUGACUUUGAAAGCUGAAGAUGAAGGUUCCCCUAGAAGGCUGUCUUCUCUUGGCACUCUUGUGGUUUCUGUUCUGGAUAUAAAUGACAAUCCACCUGUCUUUGAGUACAGAGAGUAUAGUGCAACUGUAUCAGAAGACGCCAUGAUUGGAAUGGAGAUUCUUCAAGUCUAUGCUGCUAGCCGAGACAUUGAAGCCAAUGCAGAAAUUACUUAUUCCAUAGUCAGUGGGAAUGAGCAUGGGAAAUUUAGUAUUGAUUCAAAAACAGGUGCCAUCUUUAUUAUUGGGAGCCUUGAUUACGAGAGCUCCCCUGAGUACUAUCUGACCAUGGAAGCCACAGAUGGAGGGACACCAUCCCUGAGUGAUGUGGUAACGGUGACCAUCAAUGUUACAGAUAUCAAUGACAAUACGCCAGUGUUCAGUCAGGACACAUACACGGCAGUCAUCAGUGAAGAUGCCGAAGUGGAACAGUCUGUUAUCUCAGUUAUGGCAGCUGAUGCUGAUGGACCCUUGAACAACCACAUCCGGUACUCAAUUAUAGAUGGCAACCAAGGGAACCCUUUCACAAUUGACCCCACCUUGGGCGAAGUCAAAGUGGCUAAACCUCUUGACAGAGAGAUGAUCUCAGGUUACACUCUGACAGUUCAAGCAUCAGACAAUGGAAACCCACCUAGAAUCAACACAACUAUGGUCAAUAUUGAUGUAUCUGAUGUAAAUGACAACCCACCCAUAUUUGCAAAAGGGAAUUACAGUAUUAUUAUCCAGGAAAAUAAGCCUGUUGGGUUUAACAUCCAGCAGCUGGUGGUGACAGACAACGAUUCUUCCCACAACGGGCCACCUUUCCUUUUCACCCUUGUGAGUGGAAAUGAAGAUAAUGCUUUUGAGAUUAACCAACAAGGCGUACUUUCCACUGCCAUUCAGCUAAAACGCAAAGUGAAGGAUCAUUAUUUUCUUCACAUUAAGGUGGCUGAUAAUGGAAGACCUCAGUUGUCAUCUUUGACUUACGUUGACAUCAGAGUCAUUGAGGAAAGUAUCCAUCCUCCAGCGAUUCUGCCAUUAGAAAUCUUCAUCACAACAUUUGGGGAAGAGUAUGCUGGUGGUGUUAUUGGAAAAGUGCACGCAACUGACCAAGACGUUUAUGACACGUUAACGUAUAGUCUGGAUCCCAGUGUGGAAACCCUGUUCUCUGUCUCUGGUGCAGGAGGCAAGCUAAUUGCUCAUAAAAGGCUCGAUGUGGGGCAGUACAAUCUGAAUGUUAGUGUGACAGAUGGAAAAUUUACAACUGCAGCUGUCAUUACAGUCCACAUCAGACAAAUCACACCAGAGUUGCUGAAUCACAGCAUAACCAUCCGUUUUGCUAACCUUGCUCCAGAGGAAUUCAUUGGAGACUACUGGCGCAAUUUUCAGAGAGCGUUAAGAACUUUCUUGGGAGUAAGAAGAAGCGACAUACAGAUUAUUAGCCUGCAACCCUCUGAUCCCCCAUCAAACCUUGAGGUGCUGCUGUUUGUUGAAAAGUCGGGUAAUUCUCAGCAUUCAACCAGAGCCCUUGUCCACAAGAUAAACGCCUCUGUGGCUGACCUUGAAGAGAUCUCAGGCAUCCAGAUACUUAACGUUUUCCACAAGCUCUGUUUGGGCCUGGAUUGCCCUUGGAAAUACUGUGAAGAAAAAGUGACCCUGGAUGAAAACAUCAUGUCCACCCACAGCACUGCCCGUCUGAGUUUUGUCACACCGCAUCACCACAGAACUUCCAUUUGUCUCUGUAAAGAGGAAAGGUGUCCCCUUGUGAACACUGCCUGUGAGGGGAACCCAUGCCCCGAAGGGACUGAAUGCAUAGCAGACUCUAGAGAAGAAAAGUAUACCUGUGUUUGUCAUGGAAGCAGUACUGCACAAUGCCCUGUAUCAGCUGGACCAGCAGUGACUUUUACUGGAAGCAGCUAUGUGAAGUACCGCCUCAUGGAAAAUGAAAACAAAGAAGAAAUGAAGCUCACCCUGAGGCUCAGAACAUACUCCGCUCAUGCAGUUGUCAUGUAUGCCCGAGGAACAGAUUACAGUAUCUUAGAGAUCCACCAUGGGAGGCUCCAGUACAAAUUUGACUGUGGAAGUGGUCCUGGGAUUGUGUCAGUGCAGAGCAUUCAGAUCAAUGAUGGCCAGUGGCAUUCGGUGUCUCUUGAAGUUGACGGAAACUAUGCCAAGCUAAUUCUGGACAGGGUGCACACUGCGUCUGGUAUUGCUCCCGGUACACUAAGGACACUGAACCUGGACAACCAUGUGUAUUUCGGUGGUCACAUUAGGCAGCAGGGUGCAAGACAUGGAAGGAGCCCCCAGGUCAGCAAUGGCUUCAGAGGUUGUAUGGAUUCCAUUGUGCUUAAUGGCCAAGAAUUGCCCCUAAACAGCAAACCACGGAGUUAUGCUCACAUGGAAGAAUCCGUGGAUGUUUCUCCUGGGUGCUUACUGUCUUCUACGGAGGAUUGUUCAAGUAGUCCAUGCCAGAAUGGGGGCAUUUGUAAUCCGCUACCCAGUGGAGGUUAUUAUUGUAAGUGUGCAGCUUUAUUUAUGGGCACAUAUUGUGAAUUAAGUGUCAAUCCAUGUGCUUCCAACCCUUGCCUUUAUGGUGGCACUUGCAUUCCUGUGAAUGAUGAUUUUGUCUGCCAGUGCAGAGGAUUAUACACAGGUCAAAGGUGUCAGAUUGGUCCAUAUUGCAAAGACAAUCCAUGCAAAAACAGUGGCAAGUGUAUUGAUAGCUUAGACGGACCUGUUUGUGAAUGUGAGGGUGGCUUUCAUGGAGAGAGGUGCUUGACCGAUGUUGAUGAAUGCAUGGAAAACCCAUGCCAAAAUGGUGCUCUCUGUGAAAAUACAUACGGUGCAUACCACUGCAACUGUAGCCAUGGAUUUGGAGGAAAACAUUGUGCUGAGGUUCUGAAUACAUAUGUUUCAACCUCAUGGAACAUUAGCUUAGGAGAAGUCCUUGGCAUUAUCUUUUUCCUAGUGGGAGUCUUCGUGCUGGUUGGGUUUUUUGUUUUCUGCCGCCAAGUAAUCCGACGGAAGAGGAAACGCCAGCCAGAACCGGAAGACAAACAUCUGGGAACGACAACAGCUUUCUUGCAGAGACCAUACUUUGAUUCAAAACUGAAUAAGAACAUUUAUUCUGACAUUCCACCCCAGGUGCCUGUUCGCCCCAUUUCAUAUACUCCAAGCAUUCCAAGUGACUCCAGGAACAACCUGGACCGGAAUUCUUUUGAGGGUUCUACAAUUCCAGAGCAUCCAGAGUUCACCACUUUUAAUCCAGAUUCUGUGCAUGGCCAUCGGAAAGCAGUGGCUGUCUGCAGUGUAGCCCCCAAUUUACCUCCCCCACCUCCAUCCAAUUCACCAUCAGAUAGUGACUCAAUACAGAAGCCCAGCUGGGACUUUGAUUAUGACACUAAAGUUGUAGAUCUUGAUUCCUGCCUUUCAAAGAAGCCCCUUGAAGAAAAAGUUUCUCAGCCUUACAGUGCUAGAGAGAGCGUGUCUGAGGUCCAGUCGCUGAGCUCUUUCCAGUCGGAAUCAUGCGAUGAUAAUGCUUCCCUAGUGACUGUAAUACACCUUGUCAAUGCUGUUGUUGACUCGGUGGAAAAAGAAGAGUCUUUUGCUGUUCCUGACCUGAGCAAUUCAAGAGCCUAUCACUGGGAUACCUCUGACUGGAUGCCAAAUGUCCAACUGCCUGGCAUACAGGAGUAUCCAAAUUACGAGAUGGUUGAAGAGCCAGCACCUUUGUACACAGAUCCAAAUUCCAUUGAUGCAGACUACUACCCUGGAGGUUACGACAUUGAAAGUGACUUCCCACCUCCGCCGGAUGACUUCCCAGUGCCUGACGACCUUCCACCGUUACCACCCGCCUACAGCGAUCAGUUUGACUCCAUACAGCAAUCUAGGGACAUGCCUGCUGUAGGUAGUUUGGGAUCUUCAUCGAGGAGCAGGCAGAGGUUCAAUCUCAACCAGUACCUUCCACAUCACUAUGCUUCAGACAUGUCAGAACCUCAGAACACAACCAACGACGUCUCCAGUACGUACAGAGAACCCUUUGCUCCUUACACUGUAGGGUACACUAGAGACUUUGAAGCACCCCCUGUAGACAACAUGUCCAUGUCUGUAUACGCUUCCACGGCUUCGUGCUCUGAUGUGUCGGCAUGCUGUGAAAUGGAGUCUGAGGUCAUGAUGAGUGACUAUGAGAGUGGAGAUGAUGGACACUUCGAAGAUGUGAUUAUUCCCCCGCUUGAUCCUCAGCAGCACACACAAGUCUGACACUCUUCCUCAACAAAAGUGCCUGGAUGUUAAUGAACUAAAAAAAAAAAAAAAAAAAGAUUUUACAAAAAUCCCGGAGAGCUUAUUUUUUUUCUUGGCAGCAGUGCUUGAGCGCUUUUGUUUCAGUGAGCGAAAACUGGCAUGGCUGCACUCAUCAUGCAGCUCAUUUCAACAUAUUAACCGAUUUUCCAUUUUCCUGACCUCUUGCAGUUUGGCUUGUCACAGGUCACCCAUUGGCUGUGCCAUUCCCAGAAGUGUUUUUUGUACUUCCAUUGUCUAUGUUAAAGAAAUAAAGCAAAAACGCAUACCGUUUCAUCAUUUUAGCAUGAUAAAUGUAUUUAUAUCGUUCGAAAGCAAAUUGUUUUUUCUUAUCUCUUUUUUUGUAAAUGUUAUGUACAGUUUUGAUUUCAAUAAUUUUAACUAGAUUUUUGUAGAUAAUUUCCAAAUUUGAUUUCCACUUAUUUUAGUGGUGUUUAGUGUGCCAUUAAACGAAUACCCCCUGGGUUUUAUGACAUUCAGGAAUUCAGCAUAUUUUUGUUUUGUCCUCACAAAAGUUUUAAAUGUCAUUUAAUCAUUCAUUUCAAAGUGUACAUAAUUUCCAGUUGUAAAAGAUACCAGAUUUUUUUAAAGCAAGAAACAUGGCAGUGUCUUUCAUGGGUUUCUGUACUCUAGAACAGUAUACAUUUUUCCUUUCUUGAAAAGUGUUUUGGGGGCCCGCUGCAUACCUGUUUAGAACCAAAACCAUCUUGGCACAGUUUUUAUAGUGUCUGUAUAUUUGUGAUGCAAUGGUCUUGUAAAGGUUUUUACUGAAAUCUACCAUUAGCCAGUCUUUCUUACUGACAAUAAAUUAUUAAUAAAAUACUUUAGCUUUG
Molecule: messenger RNA, 15345 nt
Organism: Varanus komodoensis (Komodo dragon)
Lineage: Eukaryota; Metazoa; Chordata; Lepidosauria; Squamata; Varanidae
Gene: FAT1
Product: FAT atypical cadherin 1
Exons: 29
Coding region: 617-14473 (4618 amino acids)
Biological process (GO): homophilic cell-cell adhesion
Cellular component (GO): plasma membrane
Molecular function (GO): calcium ion binding
Source: RefSeq, a predicted model, not a curated record